AUGGACUUUGCACGCUCUGCUGCCCUCUGCUUCACUGAAACCUGGCUUAGUGAGCGUGUCCCAGACGCUGUCUUAAAUCUGCCGGGCUUCCAACUUCACCGGGCGGACCGCGAAACGGAGCUCUCAGGGAAAACAAAGGGUGGUGGAGUCUGCUUCUACAUUAAUGAAGGUUGGUGUACUGAUGUCACAGUGUUACAGAAACACUGCAGCCCACACUUGGAAAGUCUUUUCAUCAAUUGUAAACUGUUUUAUAUACCGCGGGAGUUUUCUUCCUUCAUGCUGGUCGGAGUUUACAUCCCUCCUCAGGCCAACGCGAACAACGCACUGUGCGAGCUGGCUGACCAGAUCACCAACCUGGAAAGGAAAUUCCCGGACUCCUUUACAAUUAUCCUUGGGGAUUUUAACAGAGCAAACCUCAACCACGAACUCCCUAAAUACAGACAGCAUAUAGACUGCCCCACCAGGGACAACAUCAUACUGGAUCACUGUUACACCACUCUAAAAGAUGCCUAUCGCUCUGUGCCCCGGGCAGCUUUGGGACAUUCUGAUCACUGCAUGGUCCAUCUUAUUCCAGUUUAUAGGCAAAAACUCAAACGUGCCAAGCCUGUAGUCAAAACUGUGAAGAAGUGGACUAACGCAGCAAAGCAGGAACUGCAGGACUGUUUUGACUGCACUGAUUGGACUGUUUUUGAAGCUGCAUCUGAUAACCUGGAUGAGCUCACGGACACUGUGACAUCAUACAUCAGUUUUUGUGAAGACGUGUGUGUGCCAACAAAGACCUUUUGCACCUCAGCCAACGACCCUGCGUCAGUGUGGAGGGGCCUGCAGGAAAUCACCAGCUACAGACGCCCCCCACCCACUGUUGAAGCAAACAAAGACCUGGCCAACAAGUUAAACACAUUCUACUGCAGGUUUGAGACGGACAGACUCCCACGCCUCACCCUCCCCUCCCCAGAGACACCGCUUCAGACACUGACCCCCAACACACCUUCCACCUCUCCCCUCUUCACCCUCACCCUCUCCAAUCCAAAACAGAAGCCCAGGAAAGCCCCCGGACCAGACGGUGUCUCACCCUCCUGCCUCAAGACCUGUGCUGAACAGCUGGCUCCCAUCUUCACUCACAUCUUCAACAGAUCCCUGGAGCUGUGUGAAGUUCCAUCCUGCUUCAAACGCUCCACCAUCAUCCCUACGGACACGCUGUCGGAGCUCACCGAUUCUGAUGCGUCGGGUCUGCUCUGCGUUUACGUCUUUUUGCGCUAG
Messenger RNA from Oreochromis aureus, 1260 nucleotides. RefSeq lists its product as uncharacterized. Bases 1 to 1260 code for a protein of 419 amino acids. Lineage: Eukaryota; Metazoa; Chordata; Actinopteri; Cichliformes; Cichlidae. The transcript is spliced from 4 exons. The record is from RefSeq and is a predicted model, not a curated record.